Messenger RNA from Lontra canadensis (Northern American river otter), 2647 nucleotides. It is a transcript of the gene LYSMD3, whose product is annotated as LysM domain containing 3. Lineage: Eukaryota; Metazoa; Chordata; Mammalia; Carnivora; Mustelidae. Gene Ontology annotation, biological process: Golgi organization. The transcript is spliced from 3 exons. Gene Ontology annotation, cellular component: Golgi apparatus. The record is from RefSeq and is a predicted model, not a curated record. The coding region runs from base 337 to 1254 and encodes 305 amino acids.
GGCGUGGGCCAGUGGUUGGAAAGCUCCUGGGUCUGGUCUUCACCUCGAGUCCCCGCCCUCUGCCUCCUUCCCCGCCCCUUCCUACCUCCGCUCUCCUCCUCCUCCCCCACUCCUUCCCACCUCCGCCCACUUGACGCGAUGACGCACCGCAGGUUUGCGGACGUGGCGGCGGCGCACGGCCCGGAAGGCGGAGACGUUGGCGGCAGUGGCGGCAGAAGACAGGGGCAACCCAAAACGGAGGGUUGGUCAUGAAUUUUCCCGGGACAGGAGCCGUGGCGGCGGACCUGGCAGCCGGCUCCUUGUUGUGUCCCCGCUGCUAACAGAACAGAUUUUGACAUGGCAGGGAGACAUCAGAAUCGUAGUUUUCCUCUUCCAGGAGUUCAUUCAAGUGGUCAAGUACAUGCAUUUGGAAAUUGUACAGACAGUGAUGUGUUGGAGGAGGAUGCUGAAGUUUAUGAGCUUCGAUCCAGAGGAAAAGAGAAAAUCCGAAGAAGUACAUCAAGAGAUAGACUUGAUGACAUUAUAGUUUUAACAAAAGAUAUACAGGAAGGCGAUACUUUAAAUGCAAUAGCCCUUCAGUACUGUUGUACGGUAGCGGAUAUCAAGAGGGUUAACAAUCUCAUCAGCGACCAAGACUUUUUUGCCCUUAGGUCUAUUAAAAUCCCAGUUAAAAAGUUUAGUUCAUUGACUGAGACACUUUAUCCUCCAAAAGGAAGACAGGCUUUACGUCCUUCGUCUGUUCAGUAUGUUCCAGAACAACAGGAAAUUUUGCUAGCUAAUGAUUCUCUUUCUUCCACUGAGUCAGCUGAUAACUUUUUAAAAGAAGUAGAUCGAGACAUAGAACAAAUAGUAAAAUGUACAGACACCAAAAGAGAGAACCUUAAUGAGGUAGUAUCUGCUUUAACAGCACAACAAAUACGUUUUGAACCUGAUAACAAAAACACUCAACAUAAGGAUCCUUAUUACGGAGCGGACUGGGGAAUAGGGUGGUGGACAGCUGUAGUGAUAAUGUUGAUAGUAGGUAUAAUAACGCCAGUAUUUUAUUUGCUGUAUUAUGAAAUUUUAGCUAAAGUGGAUGUUAGUCACCAUUCAACAGUGGAUUCUUCACAUUUGCAUUCAGGAGUGACACCCCCAUCACAACAGAGAGAAGUAGAAAAUGGAAUUGGUCCAACUAAAAGAAUACCCUUUGGCCAACAUGAUCAUAAACUAUAUCGUCAAGAUUCUCAGUCACCUGCUGCUCAGCACAAAACAUAGCAGUUGGCUCAUAAUUGCAGUGUUAAUGAUCAUGUAUAUCUGGCAUGUGGUGAAUCAGUUAUAUUCAAUAACCACUUUAAAGGCAGAAGUUAGGGAGAUUGAAGAUGCUUUUGUUUUUCACCCUUUUUUUGAAGCCAGUUACAAGUAGAUUGAGUAUGAAUUCCUACACUUGCUAGUUGUUGAUAUUGAAAGCUGUAAAUCUAUAUCUGUUGUAUUAAUGCUUAAAGCAAAAAUGAAUUUAAAUAUGGGUCUAGAAGUUCUUAACUCGGAAAAUGCAUCAUUUUUCUUAUUCAAGCCUGGUUAUGUUUAAAUUUUAUUUUUCAAAUUAUUUUUUGGUUUAAAGUUAUUAAUAUUAAAUAUAUUAAGCAAAAUAAAAUUUAUAAGCGCCCCAGAAUAAUGUUUUGCAGUUAGGAAGUUGCCAUUUGGUCACUAGAACACUGGAUUAGGUCAAGACCUAAAAGUAAUCUUUGUCUCUUAAAGCUCUCUGCCUCUGCUUCUGUGAUUAUAAUUGCUUCUGUUAUUUGAAAGCACUUUUGUAAUUCUUUAAUGAAAAGUGUUAUAUGAGUUAGCAUUAUUUAGGAAAUAAAUCCUUACAUACUGUGAUAAGUUGUUGCUGUGUUAUAUGCAGUAACAUGCCUUAAUUACAUUUAAUGCCUUAUAAUAUUACUUUAUGUAAGCUAAUACAAGUUUUAGAAUUAAAAUUAAGGAUUAUUUCUGAUGGUCCAGUGGGAUUCAUAGGCCGUAUAAAUUCAUCUCCAUCUUCACUAUCAAGGAAAACUUCAUAGGGUUAAAACAGAUUUUUACUGGCUGCCUCUGGUCUGUUGGAGAAAGGGUUCAUUAAGCAAAAGCAAAGGUGCAAGAGAUCUUUUGCAUUAACAAUAACAGACAAAUUAUUUAUUGAUCCAUUAACCUACAUUUUUCAAAGAGGAAAUGUCCAACUUAGACCAUUUUUUCCCUCUGAACAUAGCAUCAGAUUGGGGAAACAGAGGCCACAGGUGUGUGGAUCAGUUGAAAGGGCUUGAUAGUGCUACUUUGUAAGAUUUGGUGGGGAUCAGACAUAGUCUGGCUAAGUAAGGAUCAUUUGCAUACUGAUUUCCAUCAUUUAAUUUCUUCAAGUAUGUAUUUUAAAAAUGUAACCAAAUGAUUCAUUAGAAGAAAGUUUGGUGGAGUCUGGAUUGCCUGUUUUGUGUAUAAUAAAGUGUGUACCUUAAAUUAUAUAACACCACCUCAUUUUCUGGGCAUUAUUUCCUAAUUUUUAAUGUUUCAGGUUUUAACUGGUCAUUUUAUAUUUCCAACUCCAAUACUGAUUUAAAAAAAAGAGGGGUGAAUAAGUACAUAUGGUAAAUGAAGUUUCAUUACUUUCAGGAGCAAAGUAUCAUAAAAAAAAAAAAAA